AUGGGUGUCACAGCUGAAGACAUGAUUCCCGCGCCAGGGGAGUGGCCCGUGGACCCCCAAGAGGAUUUACCCAUUUCGGAAAAUCGCAUUUGGGUGGAUGGAUGCUUUGACUUCAGUCAUCACGCUAAUGCAUACCCAAAGCUAAGUUCUCUAGGCCAUGCGGGUGCCAUGCUCCAAGCCCGUAGAUUGGGAGACGAGCUUUUUGUCGGCGUACAUUCAGAUGAAGCAAUUCUCGAGAACAAGGGGCCGACAGUGAUGACAUUGGAUGAACGAGUAGCUGCGGUGGAAGCAUGUCGCUGGAUGACUCGCUGCGUUCCCUUUGCUCCAUAUGUGACAUUUUUACCUUGGGUGUCACACUACGGCUGCAAGUAUGUCGUUCAUGGAGAUGACAUCACAUCUGACAGCAACGGAGAAGACUGCUACCGAUUUGUCAAGGCUGCAGGGCGCUUCCGUGUUGUCAAAAGGACACCCGGUAUAUCCACAACCGAUCUUGUGGGUAGAAUGCUUCUGUGUACAAAGAAUCACUUUGUUAAGAGUGUAAAGGACACGCUUAUCGGGGUAGAAGGAUCUGGAAACCUGGAAGAACGCAAGCAGUCAGCCGAUAGUCUCAUGCAAAGAAUUCGUGAUUAUGCCACCGAUGAAACGGGCCUGCAGCCCGGUCCGCAGGUUUGGAUCUGGAGCGGAUCAAGCUCUGCAAAACUCGAAGAUACAGUGGAGGAACCAGGUGAAUUUGAGACCAUUGUAAAUGGGAAGCUACCGAGACCAGGACAACGGAUUGUCUAUGUUGAUGGGGGAUUCGACCUCUUCUCAUCCGGGCAUAUUGAAUUCCUUCGACAAGUCCUGGCCCAGGAAGAAUCGGAAGGUCACCGGCGGGGCUGGUAUAACCAAGCACAGAAAGAGAAGAGGUUUAAAGACCACGGAGAAGACUACGGCCCUGCUUAUGUCGUUGCUGGUAUCCAUGAUGACGACGUGAUAAACCACUGGAAAGGUCUCAACUAUCCAAUCAUGAACAUAUUUGAGCGCGGGCUAUGCGUUCUUCAGUGUCGCUAUAUUCAUGCCGUGAUAUUUUCGUCCCCAUUCUCUCCAAGCAAGCCUUAUCUGGAAGCCAUGCCCUUAGGUCCCCCAGAUGCAGUUUAUCACGGUCCGACUACGUUCAUACCUCUUACCUACGAUCCCUAUAUGGCACCCAAGAGGAUGGGCAUAUUCAAAGAGACUUCAAGUCACCCAUACCAGAAUGUAAAUGCUGGUGAAAUUGUUGACAGGAUACUGAAAAGCAGGGAAGCCUACGAAGAAAGGCAGCGCGCCAAACUUGAAAAGGGUGCUGUCGAAGAGCUGGUUAAGUCCAAAGAAUUAGCGUCUGCCUAG
This is a messenger RNA of Aspergillus sclerotioniger CBS 115572, 1365 nucleotides long. Its product is annotated as ethanolamine-phosphate cytidylyltransferase. Gene Ontology annotation, molecular function: ethanolamine-phosphate cytidylyltransferase activity. The transcript is spliced from 4 exons. Gene Ontology annotation, cellular component: cytoplasm. Gene Ontology annotation, biological process: phosphatidylethanolamine biosynthetic process. Lineage: Eukaryota; Fungi; Ascomycota; Eurotiomycetes; Eurotiales; Aspergillaceae. The record is from RefSeq and is a predicted model, not a curated record. Bases 1 to 1365 code for a protein of 454 amino acids.